GGCCUUGUCUGAAUUCAUUGGGGUGACCUUACCAUAUGACGACUUGAUCUCGCUAAGGGAUCGAAUGUGGGAAAUCUCCCCCACCUUGGUAAGGUACGACGUAGCAGAAAAGACCUCUGCGGAGGUUGCACUUGCCGGUCUCGCUCCAUUAGGAACAAGAACCAAAGAUGUGGGUGUUUCGGGAGCAUUGUUCAAGAAGCCAAUCUCGAAUUUCUAUCAAACUGACCCCAUCUCUCGAGCGUGA
Molecule: messenger RNA, 244 nt
Organism: Acaulospora colombiana
Lineage: Eukaryota; Fungi; Glomeromycota; Glomeromycetes; Diversisporales; Acaulosporaceae
Source: the annotation of a GenBank genome assembly